Notechis scutatus (mainland tiger snake) is the source of this 1369-nucleotide messenger RNA. NCBI's taxonomy places the organism in Eukaryota, Metazoa, Chordata, Lepidosauria, Squamata, Elapidae. The record is from RefSeq and is a predicted model, not a curated record.
UACAGAACAGUGAAGAUGAGAAAGAAUAUAAUUCAACUAAUGGAAGAGACAGAGAAGAAGACAGCAUGCUUAAGACCAAAUGUGACUAUGAUGAAAAACAAGAUGGAAUUUUGAAGUCUGAGCUGGUAGAAAUUGGAGAAGAACCCAGGAUCCUUUAUAACUGCAGGCCAGAGUAUGGAGACUAUGAUCCUAUGGAACUGGAGAGGCAUUCUGAUCCAUGUGACCUUGUCAAAUCAAGUACUGCAAAACUGAAGUGUGACAUCUGUGGAUUGGGCUGUGUCAGCCUCAACGUUCUCGUGGUUCACAAACGCAGCCAUACUGGUGAGCGCCCUUUCCAUUGUAAUCAGUGUGGAGCCUCAUUUACUCAGAAAGGAAAUCUUCUCCGCCAUGUUAAACUUCACACUGGGGAAAAGCCAUUCAAAUGUCAUCUUUGUAGCUAUGCUUGUCAAAGAAGAGACGCGCUCACAGGUCACUUAAGGACACAUUCUGAAAGUUCAGAGAGAAGGCACAUCAGAACUGAAAUGGGGACUGAGCGGGCCCUUGUCCUGGACCGCUUAGCAAGCAAUGUUGCCAAACGAAAACGUUCCAUGCCACAGAAAUUUAUUGGUGAAAAACAUCCCAACUUUGAAGUGAAUUACAGCCAUGGCUUUUUAUAUGAAAAGGAAAGAGGGGCUAUGCUGCCAGGCAUGGCAGAGCAAGCCUUCAGCAAUGCCAUUGGCUAUCUUGGUGCAGAACCAGCUCGCUCACUCAUGCAGACCUCAGCUGCUCCAACUUCAGAGAUGGUGCCUGUUAUCAGCAGCCUGUACCCUCUUACAUUCACUCACACUGAAAUGCCCAAUAAUAACCCGCUGAAAAUGGAAAAGAGUGACACCCAUCCGAGAGACAAGAUACCUACUGAGCGAAGCCUUUCUCCAAACAAUAGUGGUCAACAUUCUACAGAUUCAGAUAACAAUCAAGAAGAGAACCAGAAUCAUGCCUAUCUUCAAAAUCAAAUGGUUCCUCCUCCUUUGCAGACCAGGAAUGGACUCCUGACUUUCAAGGAACUCCCUAGAGCAUACGACACGUUUAGACAACCAAACGUUUAUCCUUAUGAUGCCUUGAAAGUCUUCAACAAAGAAGGUGAACCCAUUGGAUUCUUUCGAUGUGAUCAUUGCCGUGUUCUUUUCUUGGAUUAUGUUAUGUUCACUAUCCAUAUGGGAUGUCAUGGUUUUCGUGACCCUUUUGAAUGUAAUAUGUGUGGGCACAGGAGCCAUGACAAAUAUGAGUUCUCCUCCCACAUAAUUAGGGGUGAGCACAGAAUGGGUCUGAUAUAAGUGCAAAAUUACUCUAUUAUUUUCCGAGACUCCAUGUGCAUCUGUAUUGCAAAAUC